AUGUGCGUUUCCGGCCAAUUUAUUUGCAAAUGCGACUGGCCCAGAGACACGGUCCGUCACUGCACCAAAUACGUCCAGACUGGCGAACUGUGCCCUGGCCUCUCAAAUUGCCUGCUCGCCAACACAGAGCGUCGCAAGACUGAGGGUGGCGUCUACAAAUGCUCCAAUCCCACGUGCGAGAUUUGGGAUCUCGAAAUGUCUCGCGGCAUCCGCGAAAGAGGAAAGUACAUGGACCUACAGAUCUCGUUGACUCUUGGCAAAUGGAUGAAGAAGGAGGAGGAGGCUGAGAAGGCGAGUAUGGCCUUGAUGAAUGAGGCCAAUCCAGUUGAGUUUGGAAGUAAAGACCACGCUAGUAUCGUGGUCAUCUCAGACGACUCCAACGACGAUAAUGCAGGCCUUGAAGUGCUACAGCAAAUCGGACCAGUGUCUAUUGGAGAAAUUGGAUCUCAUCCAAUCCCAACCGGUCCCGAAGAAGUCCAGCACAUCGACGAGAACAUGACUGCCAGCAUCCCCAAGCCCGAGGUCAACGUCCCCGAGCUGGAGGUAGAGGAAUCAACAACCGAUGAUCUAGAGAGCUUGUUCGGCGGCCCUUCAUGUCCCCCGACCCCUGACAUGAGACUCGUUGAGAAUCAUCAUUCCAUCUGUCUCCCAGCAGGAGUUCACCUCCCAAGCCCCCCUCUCUCUCAACCUACCCCUGAGAAUCCCGUCGAAGGAAAUUCCACUUCAUUCACCGCUAAUGCAAAGAGCGAAAAAUCAACUUCCGUCAUUCCCAAAGCACAAGCGCCACCUCAGCAGCAGCAGCAGCAAUUAAGACCCGCCCCGGAGGCCUCUCAGAAGCCUGCUUCAACAUAUCCCGCCCAGAAUACCAUGGCAAUGGGUAACAAGAUGCCCACCAGCUACCGAGCGGUUCCGCAGCACAUGAGACCUACUUUGAGCGGGCCAAACCAAGCGACCCUGAGAGCGCUUCGAGCGCAGACUCCUCACGGCGGUGCCACGCCAACGGCGUCCCCCACCCCCGUCCACGCGGCAUCAGUCAGAGCGGCAUCCCAGGGCCCCCGCCCUGCCAUGAACAUGUCGAGGUUCGAAGGCCAUAGACGGCCGGAUAUCCAGCAGCGGCGUCCAAUGAUGCCAGCUGGAGGCAUGCCGAUCCAGAAUGGAUAUACGGCCUCUCCUCAGGUCUCUCAGAGACAUGUCCCUACAUAUCCCGGCCUGAAUACCAUGGCGAUGGGCGUGGGGAACAAUAUGCUCAACAGCGGGGGGCAGGGGAUGUCUCUCGCGAUGUCCGCCCAGGCUACAGGGUCGCAGGGUAUGCCAUCUCAGUACCUGGCAUAUCAAAACAUGCCCCCUGGCUUCCCCAACUUCGUUCAGAGCCCGCAGACGCCAUAUCACGGCAUGCCGGCCCAGGGCAUGUUGCCUCAGGGCAUGCCACCCAACGGUAUGCCAAAUCAGGGCUUCCCACCCCAGGCCGGCUAUCUAUCCAACUCGGUGGUCCACCAGAUACGGACGCCACGCACAUUCAGGCGCGCGUCGAAUGGCAUGCUGGCUCAGCAGGGAUACAUGAACUCGGCCUACAUGGCGAACGCGGCGGCGUCGUCACAAUAUGCGGGACUGAGCUCGCCCAUGGCCGGUACUGCCUCCGCCCUAGCUCCGGCUGGUGUUGCUCCCUUCCCUCGGGCCUCGACUGGAAACAUGUUCCUCCACUCCCAGCCGCAGCCGCAGCCCCGGAUCCCGCCACAGCUCUCCUUCUACAGCAAUAUCUGGGACCAGAGCCAGACACAGAUGGCCUCAAGCCCGCAGAUGGCUUCAGGUAUGCCUGGCAUGCCCCCAGCACAAGGUACAAUCGCCGGCUCCGGUCCAGCCACAGGUCAAAAGAGAUCGCACGACGCGAUCUCCAACAGCUACGAUCCUCGCCUAACAGGCCGGCCUCCCCCGACACCCGGCGGCAUGCCGAUUACAUCGCUGGCGAAUACGCCGUCGUCGAUGGACGGAGAGCGCCAGACGAAGCGCCGGGCGAUGUAG
Molecule: messenger RNA, 2019 nt
Organism: Colletotrichum paranaense
Lineage: Eukaryota; Fungi; Ascomycota; Sordariomycetes; Glomerellales; Glomerellaceae
Exons: 1
Coding region: 1-2019 (672 amino acids)
Source: RefSeq, a predicted model, not a curated record